GUUAUCCAUAUUAUUCUUUCCACAUAUGGUGCAUGGCGGGCAGGUUGUGGUGCAGUGUACUCUCCCGCCCGGUAGAUGGCGCGACAAACCACCAGUGUACCUGAACACUGACAGAACGCUAGAGCCGGCAUGCGUCUACUUCCGGAGCAGUAGAUGUAAACAGAAGGACGUUCCGCCUCUGGAGACUGCAGCAGAAAACAUGACCAAACUGGAGCUGUUGAACGUGUUUCUGAACGACAGGCUGACAGCGGCCGCAGAGGAGAUUUUCCGAGCCGUUAAAGACACGGUGGCGGAGUAUCAGAGCGAAAUCCUGCGCUCCAGAGAGGAGAACGAGCGGCUCAAACGGCUCCUCAACGUAGCCGUCCAACGGCUGCUACUGCAACCAGAAGCUAACCCUGUCCAGCUCCAAGAAGAUGAUCAGCCCUGCGAGUCUGAAUGGAGAAGCAGUGUGGAGCUGCUGCCACAAGUUAAAGAAGAGCCCAAGCUCCAAGACAUUCAAACAGACUGUCCACAUGAAGGAAGUGACUCAGUGGAAGGAAACUGUAGUCAUGUCGAGCCGCUACAGAGGACACAUCCUCCACCAGCCCAAACAGUGUGCAGCAGAGAAACUGUCUCUCCUCCUCCACUAACAUCCCAGGAGAUCAAGACAGAUAGUGACAGAGACAAACACCAGCCAGCCAGCAGCUUACCAUCCUCUCUGACUGUUCACUCAAACUGCAGAGCUACUCAGAGCGAUAUUGCAAAGAGUCACAGGACUCAGAAAACAGCUCUAUCAGGAUCUGUUAGCCUGCAGGUGAAAGGACUAUCUCGCUCAAAUGGAAAACAAAGCGCACACGCACUGCAGAUAAAGAAUGUAAGAUCCCUUAAGCCGCCUCCACCUCGCCCCUCUCACCCAAGCCAGAGCAUCCAGAGGUGGCACAGCUGUAAAGAGUGUGGCAAGGGCUUCAGCUUCGCCUGCCAGCUGGAGGUACACAUGCGCUGGCACACCAAGGAGAAGCCAUACAGCUGCUCUGUGUGCCGAAAGAGCUUCACCACGGUCAGCAUGCUGAAGAGGCACCACCGCAUCCACACCGGAGAGAAGCCCUUCCGCUGCCACGUCUGUGGGAAAUGCUUCAACCAGUCAGCGCACCUUAACACCCACUUCAGGCUCCACACCAGAGAGAGGGCCAGCUGGAGCCGAGCACCGCACUCCAAGUGAACAGAGUCUCCAGAGAUCCUCAGACAACAUGAAACUAACCUAUCUGUAAACUUUGAAAUGCUUAAACUGGCCAAACGUCCAGGUUCAAACAGUGUACAGUAAUGGUGUUUGAUUGUGUGUCUUCUCUGUUGUGCAAUACAGUGUGAUAUGUGGUUCAUUGAUUGUGUUGUUGAACACACUUUUCAAAGGUAUUAAAGGAUCAUUUUGCGCAA
Thunnus maccoyii (southern bluefin tuna) is the source of this 1410-nucleotide messenger RNA. RefSeq names its product zinc finger protein 239-like. The transcript has 2 exons. The record is from RefSeq and is a predicted model, not a curated record. NCBI's taxonomy places the organism in Eukaryota, Metazoa, Chordata, Actinopteri, Scombriformes, Scombridae. Bases 26 to 1198 code for a protein of 390 amino acids. Gene Ontology annotation, molecular function: DNA-binding transcription factor activity, RNA polymerase II-specific; RNA polymerase II cis-regulatory region sequence-specific DNA binding. Gene Ontology annotation, biological process: regulation of transcription by RNA polymerase II.